AUGUCUUCCGCCACUGCCGUGUUCGCCCGCGCGGGCGACUCUGGUGCAGGUCAGGCCGACGGCUGGACACCUGCUCAACUGAAUGCCGCUCUCGUCCGUUAUCUGAUGUACAUUUGCGCCAUUGUCAGCGCCCUCACCAUCACGUGGCGUGCCAUCUCGGUCCUUGUCCGCUAUGUCCGCACCGUCACCUGCCUCACAAACGAUACACAACGAUACUUUGCCAAGCCAUCGUCCAACUACUCGUGGCUCAAGAAGAACCUGCUGUAUGCUCCGAUGAUCAGGAAGCGUCAUAACCGGGAGUUCCAACUCAGCAGUGCCAUCAACGUCGGCACCUUGCCCACCAGACUUCAGUUCCUGUUUCUCGUCGCCUAUCUGGCUACAAAUGUGGUCUUCUGCGUCAUCAAUGUCUCUUUCGCCGCGUCCUUUGAUGACACCGCACGUCUGAUCAGGAGCCGCACUGGUACCCUGAGUGUGGUCAACAUGAUCCCUCUUUUCAUCAUGGCGGGCCGCAACAACCCCCUGUGCAAGCUGCUUGGUGUCUCUUUCGACACCUUCAAUCUGAUGCACAGAUGGUUCGGUCGCAUCGUCGUGCUUGAGGGUGUUGCCCAUGUUGUUGCGUACUGGCUCGGUUCUGCCUACAAGACCGGCUUUCUCGCGGCUUUCACAAAGUCCUACACGUCCCCACCAUUCUUGCCCGGUUUCAUCGCUGUCAUUGCAUUCGUCGUCAUCUUUUUCCAGGCGUCCAGUAUUGCCAGACACGCAUUCUAUGAAUCGUUCAAGAUACUGCACAUCCUGCUGGCCGUGACAGCUGUCGUUGGUCUCUAUUACCAUCUGCUCAUGAUCGCGCCCAACACCCUGACGUACCUCAAAUGGCUCUACCCCGCAAUUGUUGCCUGGGCUCUCGACCGUUUCAUCCGCAUGGCAAGAGUGAUGUAUCACAAUCUUGGCCAUGGUGGAACCAAGACACUGGUUGAGGCUCUUCCCGGCAAUGCCGUCCGUGUGACUGUGACCAUGGCGAGGCCUUGGACCUUCCGGCCUGGCCAGCACGCAUACUUGUAUUUGCCGUCAAUCAGCUUCUGGCAGUCGCAUCCGUUCAGUCUGGCUUGGAGCGAGGAGAGCGAGUCCUUCGAGAAUGGCGACAAGGUGGCCAUGAACCGCAAUGAUAUCCUUGGCAAAGGCAAGACGACCAUGUCCUUCAUCAUUAGGGCUCGGACGGGAAUGACGAAUGCGCUGUACCAGCGUGCUGCCGAGGCUCGCGACGGCCGCCUGACGACAACCUGCCUGGUUGAGGGCCCCUAUGGUGGCGAGCACCCGCUACACUCGUACGGCACGGCAGUCCUCUUCGCUGGUGGUGUCGGCAUCACCCAUCAGGUCCCCCAUGUACGGGAUCUCGUCGCUGGGUUCGCCAACGGCACGGUUGCGACCCGCAAGGUCGUCCUCGUUUGGGUUAUUCAGAGCCCCGAGCAUCUGGAAUGGAUUCGGCCCUGGAUGACACAGAUUCUGGCCAUGGACCGCCGCCGCGAGAUUCUCCGGAUCAUGCUUUUCGUCAGCCGACCGCGCUCCACCAAGGAAAUUCACAGCCCUUCAUCGACAGUCCAGAUGUUUCCCGGCCGGCCCAACAUUGAGACGCUCCUGUCGAUGGAGAUGGAGAACCAGAUUGGCGCCAUGGCUGUCACCGUCUGUGGUCCUGGUGCCCUCAGCGACGAGGUGCGCCAGGCUGUCAGGCGCCGGCAAUACAGCGGCUCUGUGGAUUUCAUUGAAGAAGCCUUUUCAUGGUAA
Microdochium trichocladiopsis is the source of this 1779-nucleotide messenger RNA. RefSeq names its product ferric reductase like transmembrane component-domain-containing protein. The coding region runs from base 1 to 1779 and encodes 592 amino acids. The transcript is spliced from 2 exons. Gene Ontology annotation, molecular function: ferric-chelate reductase activity. Gene Ontology annotation, biological process: iron ion transport; intracellular iron ion homeostasis; copper ion import. Gene Ontology annotation, cellular component: plasma membrane. Lineage: Eukaryota; Fungi; Ascomycota; Sordariomycetes; Xylariales; Microdochiaceae. The record is from RefSeq and is a predicted model, not a curated record.